Molecule: messenger RNA, 393 nt
Organism: Pestalotiopsis fici W106-1
Lineage: Eukaryota; Fungi; Ascomycota; Sordariomycetes; Amphisphaeriales; Sporocadaceae
Exons: 1
Coding region: 1-393 (130 amino acids)
Source: RefSeq, a predicted model, not a curated record
AUGCGUGUAAUCAAGGCGAGUAACCUUGAACUCAAAGAGUUCGUGGGGAUAACUCCGCCCUACGCAAUCCUAUCGCACACUUGGGGUGAGGGCGAAGUGACACUUCAACAGUACCGUGAUUGGCGCAGCGCGCACGCGGAAUACUUUACCAAUGAUGAAGGGUCAGGCCGAGACCCAAGCGUCGCGCCCGUAGAGAUCGCUCUGCUCGACAUCAACUCAAUGUUUCGCUGGUACGAAGAAGCCCGAACAUGCUACGCCUACCUAUCAGAUGUCGACAAAUGGACACUUGGAGACGGCAAAUUGGGAAACUCCAGGUGGUUUCAUUGGGGCUGGACGCUUCACAAAAUCUGGCCACGCCCGAACCGAAAAACGGGCAAAAUGGUGCGAGCUUAG